This is a messenger RNA of Ochlerotatus camptorhynchus, 965 nucleotides long. RefSeq lists its product as uncharacterized. The record is from RefSeq and is a predicted model, not a curated record. NCBI's taxonomy places the organism in Eukaryota, Metazoa, Arthropoda, Insecta, Diptera, Culicidae. The coding region runs from base 331 to 747 and encodes 138 amino acids. The transcript is spliced from 2 exons.
GGCGACGAUCCACGCGACACGAGAGAGAGAGAUCCUGUCAUCAUUGGCCUACGGACGUGUAUUUUUAUUUUGAUCAUAAAAAGAUAGUAGUUUUUGUUUUCAUAGGAAAAAGAAGCGAUUCGAUCUUGUACGAGGUGAUUUCGAGUGAUAAUCGUUGCUAGUGAGAGGUUGUGAUGUGACAGAAUGAACGUUGUCCGUUUGAAUUUUCAAAAUGACAAGAAACAGUAUAGACAGAAGGUAACAGUGCCUGAUCUUUGGAGCUUCUGCUGAGAGCGGCGCUGGUUGCUGCGAUCGUUCGGGUGAAGAGCGGAUAGUGCCGACGAAGGAAAGAUGGUGAUCAGCGCCCCGGGCAAGAUGUUUCUGGUAACUUGUCUGCUGUUCGCUCUAUGCGUAUCCCUGUUCUUCGUGGUGGUAUCGAUGAAAAAGAACGAAAAAAUACUCCAACGUGAAAACUUCAUCCGCCGGGGUCAGUCCAGGCAAACCGAAGCCGGUGCCACCAAUCAUUGGUACUUUGUGGUAAGAGACGUGGACAAAAUCAAAGCCAUCUCGGAUGUGCGGAACAUCGAACGAGCAUCACGGAUCGAAAAGACUGCCACCGGAUUCGUGGUGUAUGGUGUGGACUACGAAAUAGUGUUCGAUCGAGUAGCAGUGCCAUCCAGUGAACCGGAGGACUAUGCUUUGGCACUUGUCAAACGGAGACUGUACCGAUGGGAUGCCAAACCCAGGAGCUACGACGACAAAGGUUGAUUUGGUAGAAAAUAAUCAGAACAUGGUGUGGAAGUUACCAGAAAAUGACAUUUGAAAGUGAACCAGUUUUAUCAUAGCGAAUAGUCCUGUGAAUAUGUGAUAGUUUUUUUUUUUAUUAAAUGAGUAGGUAUAAAAUAGCUACUUUGAUACUUAAUGUUUUACAAGCCUAAAGCACCUAAGUGCAUAAACAAUGUUAUUUUAAAGAAAUAAAAUCGGAA